This is a messenger RNA of Danaus chrysippus (African queen), 2295 nucleotides long. The record is from the annotation of a GenBank genome assembly. NCBI's taxonomy places the organism in Eukaryota, Metazoa, Arthropoda, Insecta, Lepidoptera, Nymphalidae.
AUGCUAUCCACCACUGCAAAUAGUAAAGUUAAAAAUUCUAAAUCUUCGGAGAAUAUUGACGGUCCUGACAGAGACGAAAUCGGACAUGAAAACACAACGGAUGAUAAGGUCAGAGGUUAUGUUGGUUCAUACGAUGUUCCUUCCACGUUCGGGGGUCAGAGAGACUCGCGGUAUCGCUCCCGGGGCCGCGUCACUGAGUUCCGACACUCCAGAGGCAGCGGAAGAGGUGGGAACAGAGGUCGCGGCGGUUUCCCGCCACGGACUGAUCGCGAUGAAAACUCCUAUAAAUAUCACGAACCGCUAGCAGGAUCGAACAACGACAGCUGGUGGCAGGGUAACAACAACAAAUUUUAUGACAGAUCUGAUAUGGUAGUCAAUUUACCUGAGGAUCCACGGAUUUCGAAGCUCUUGCGCCGUCUAUGCGCCGAGGUUGACGUUGAGAAGUCUCUUGCACUUUGCAGUAAGCUGCAAGAAGCUGUCAUGUUGGCUGAGAAUGUACGCUACAUCAGAAGAUCAUACGACAUAUUAGUGGAGUCGUUGCUGGACGUUCUUUACGAUGCUCCCAGUCCCGAAACUAAGGAAAGUGCAACCGCCGUACUGGGAAGAAUUGGAUACGUAAUGGGUCCAGAUUUUAAGAAACAUUUAGAUUGGGUGGUUGCGGCAUACGCCGUUCACAGUACUCCUAUCAGGCACCUGCUUGUUUUAUCAUUUGUUGAAACCUUCCAGAUUGAUUACCAUGCCCCGUGCCUUGCUGACUAUGCAGAACUAACCUUGGACAAGCUUCAAGUUAUUAUUGAGGGCACAGAAUCAACUGACGUGUUCAUGGCGGCUAUAAAUGCCAUCAUAGAGGUGUCCAACUCAUAUCCUGACUACUUUGCAAAUCAUUUUGUUGACACAGUUGAUAUCUUAGUGGGCUGGCAUGUUGACAACACACAGUCUAAAAAGAUAAAGGAAUUUGCACUUCAGUCUUUAUAUAAAUUGAGUCGUCACUGGCAGGCUGAUGUGUCAUUUUCAGUUAAUCUGUUGAAUCAGUUUGUAGAGGACAUGGUGGCUUAUAGUAAUGACUUGGACUCAAAUGAAUGUGAUAAAGAUACAGACGUCCAAUCUCAUGAAGAUUGUAUGCAGAAGGUUGCUUCGUUUCUGAAUGUAUUUAACACCGUUGUCAAAAGUCUAGGGAACCUGUUGAGUCCUACUGUAUCCCAGUCAGUGUCUUGGACAUUUUUGACAGACUCUUUGACAAAAAUUUUGCAAGUAUUGAAUGAAAUAAUGAAGGAGGAGGUGGAAUCAGAACUCAUACUGGCUGGUAAUGAAUGUGUCAUAUUACUCCUGAAACACUUGCAAUUAAAGUCCUCACCUUGCUUGACAUCAUUGUUUGACUUAAUAUCUUUGGAAAUGGACAAUUAUUUGGGAACAGAGGAGAAUAUCUGUCUCAGUGUCAUAAAUUUAAUUUCAACAACUAUAAAGGAGAUAGCGUCUAACUUACCUAUUGAAUUCAUAACACAAACAAUAGGUCCCAAAUCUGAUUUGCGUUUGUUACGUUUCACUGAUAAAUUGGAUGUUCUGAAUGGAUUGACAUCUAUUUAUAGUAACCUGCUCAAUUUAAAAAAUAUCCCACUACUGCAAGAAGCAUACAAAUAUGUGCUUAUUGAUAUUCAAAUAUCCUUCUCCAUCAUUUUACCUGAAGUACACAUUAUACCAAUAGAAUACUCAGAAGAAUUAAGUAAGGAUGAUGCUGAAAAGAACAUUAUCUUCUAUUUACAAUGUUUGUCAGAACUGGCAAAUGCAAGUAAUUCAAUUAUUGGCAUGUGGGCAUUGCAACCUAGCAUUUUAGAAUUACUCGCUAUAAAGAUGGUCCCCCAUGAUGAAGUUCUGAUGAAAGAGAGACCUGCUUUACAAUAUGCAAUACUGUACCUGCUGUACUCACAUUGUAAAAAGAAUAACCAUUUUAUAGCAUCGAGUGACUUAGUGACCAACUCACAACCGAGGGCCAAUGACUUGUUUGGAUUAUCAAAUUUGAAUAUUGGAGAAGUGUCCAGUUCAAGCCCCACUUCAGGCCAUCUUGCUGUAAUUAUGAACACCCUCAAUUUUGUUUUGGAUGAACAAGUUUCCGAUGAAACCUUAUGUCUUGUACUCACAUGGAUAGCGGAUAUUUUUGUCCAAUUAGAUAAAUAUCUGCCAAUAGUCGGAAUGUCAAAAUGUUUUCAUGUUUUGAUAACAAACAUGCUUGCACUGGCCCACAGUUUCAACAGUGAUAUUGUUUUUGCUUGUUAUAAAGAAUUUCCAUUUUUUACUUAA